This is a messenger RNA of Papilio xuthus (Asian swallowtail), 2437 nucleotides long. Its product is annotated as translin-associated factor X-interacting protein 1. NCBI's taxonomy places the organism in Eukaryota, Metazoa, Arthropoda, Insecta, Lepidoptera, Papilionidae. Gene Ontology annotation, cellular component: cytoplasm. Bases 376 to 1977 code for a protein of 533 amino acids. The transcript has 11 exons. The record is from RefSeq and is a predicted model, not a curated record.
UUUAGCUGUCUUGUCAUGUAACAUGUCAUGUCACCUUCUUUCGUGUAAUUUUCUAUGUUGCUUAGGGUGGGUUAAAGUUUGCUUAAAGUCAAACAAAGAUAUUUGGCCCGGUGACAGGGACUCUGCUAUCGCGGCUAGUUCUGUUCCAAAAUACGUAAACCUGCUCAGGCACAAAAAUUGAAAAAAAAAAGAAUUACAGUACAACAAGGAUUAUGUGACACUUUUAACAGUGUGGCGCUAGUGAGCUGUCAAAGAUGCCGGGUCAAAAAACGUCUUCGAUCUACAUUUAUGUAGAUUUUGCUAAUUUUCCGACUGAUAUACACGAUAAUAUUUGGAAUAUCAUUGACAAAGAAAGAGAAAGCUGAUGAAGUUAAAAUGCUCUCAAAUGAAAAUGCACAAUUAAAAAAUUUUAAUUUUAAAUUAAAUUCAGACAUGAUGAGUCUGAAAAAGAGGAUUUUUGAGUUGCAACAAGAAAAAUUCUCCGAGUACGUGAGGCUAAUGAGAGAGCGAGACGGCCGCUACUCGCUGUACCAUCAGAAGUUGCAGUUGGAAGAGCGAGUGAAGCAGCUGACAGACAGCGCUGCCGGAGGCCGCCACGAGGACCCUCUGCUGCUGCGAGUGGCGCUCGACCGCUGCAGGGAGCAGUUGGCGGCGGCGCAGCGCGAGCUGGCGCGGCUGGCAGACGAGUGCGCCGACACCGUGCCCCGCCGCGACUACGAUGCGCUGGAGGCCCGAGAGCGACACCUCCGCAAGGAGCUCCGACAGACCGGCAAGGAGUACCGCGCUCUCGAGACCUGCUACAAUCGCACACAAGCUCAGAAGAAUAGCUUGCAAGAAGAGCUGGAAGAAGUGAAAGAGCGUUGUCGCGAGCUGGAGCGGGCGGGCACUCCGCGGCCGCACUGGGAACUGUGUGCAGAUUUCAUUGGCGGCGGUCGGGAGAGGUGGCGGCAGCUGACGCGGGGCCUCUCCUCGCGGGACGUUCUCGUGGUACUGCUGCGCGAACUGGGCCCCGCCGCAGACACCGACCAUUUGGAAUAUUUUGAUGGACUGGGCACGGACCCAGCGGUGCCGCCGUACCUGCGGUACUCGGGGCGGGUGCGCAACCUGCGGCUGUCGCGUCGCGAGCUGAGCGUGGUCAUCAGCGACGUGUGGCGCAGCAAGGCGCAGCGCGCGCGUCACACGCCCCUGCAGGACUACCUCGCGCACUACUUCGAGGAGAGGUACCAGCAGGCGGCGGUGCGCGCCGAGUGGGCGUACAACGUGUGCGCGGCGGCGGAGCAGGCGCUGGACGAGCCGCAGGUGCGCGUCUUCUGGGGCGUGCUGCGCGGCCGCCUCUCCGAGGACCUCUACUGGGCACACCGCGACCAGUGCCAGACGCUGAAGACGGCCCUGUAUCGCCGCUCCGGCGACGGGGAGUCAAUCACAUUGGAAGAGUUCGAGAAGGUGGCGAAAGUCACUUUCCCUCUAAAGAGCGAAGUCGACAUAAAGAAUUUGUCGAACGUCGUGAGGAAGCAGCUCAAGAUGAAGAUCAACCAGAACCUUAUUAAUUUGGACAAAUUAUUUUUCGAGCAGAACGAGGAAGGGUUUGAUCGGUUGGAGUUCGCCCGCGAGUUGUUCCGGCAGCGGCAGCAGGCGCAGGAGAAGUACGUGCGCGAGCUGGCGGCCGAGCUGGCCGGCGAGGGGGCCGCACACAUGGUCGGCGUCGACAGCCUCAAGCGCGCCUUCGCCCUCCUCGACCCCGCCAUAGAUCACGUUCGCAUGGAGCGUAACAUUCGCUGGGCUUUCUCGGACCAGACGUCCGCGUUGGACAACUUGGCGCCGCGGCCGCUACGCGCGGUGCUCGCGCGCCUCGCGGCCGGCCACAUCGAGCGCGUGGGACCUCGCGCUCGCGCUCGCCCUCGCCCUCGCCCUCGCCCUCGACAUAAGGCUGGGCCCGCACAGCGGAGGACCUUUUACAAAUAUUCUAGUAGACUAUAGUGUGUCUAUUUAAGAUAGAUUAGUUUCACAACUGACGCCUAUAUGGUAUUGUAUUAAUUUUGUAUGAGGAUUAAUGUUGCGCUUCUUGGACGGUUGUCAUAGUGUCGGACCGUAAGCGCAUCAAGAACAACUAUGAACUAUCGAUAAUCGGUCUUGUAAUAAUAGUUAUCGAACAAAUAAACACUAAAACAUAUGAAUUUUGUUAUUUUUAGAAUUUAUUACAGAUAUUUAGUUAUGUCUCGCGCAAUUAACUAAAAAUACAUUUAAAACAGUUCUUUUUAUUCAACAUCUCAAAUUUUGGUGUAAUUUUUAUUUUUCUACGUGGUUUUGAAGAAGUUGGCAUUUAUAUUUCAUAUGCUGACUGUCAAAUUAUUUAAGCCAAUGCUAUAAGUGUAGACUUGUAAAUAGCUAUUAUAUUAACUCUAUAUUAAUUAUUAAGUCACUAAUUAAAUUAAAAUUA